UUGCUUAUCCAAAUGUUUUCUCUCACUUCUCUUCCCAGCUUACCGGAGAUCAAGAUGAGUCUACGGAAGCAAACCCCUAGUGACUUCCUAAAACAAAUCAUUGGAAGGCCAGUUGUUGUAAAAUUAAAUUCUGGAGUUGAUUAUCGAG
Molecule: messenger RNA, 148 nt
Organism: Cariama cristata (Red-legged seriema)
Lineage: Eukaryota; Metazoa; Chordata; Aves; Cariamiformes; Cariamidae
Product: U6 snRNA-associated Sm-like protein LSm6
Exons: 1
Source: RefSeq, a predicted model, not a curated record